AUGAAGCGGAUGAACUUGCGCUGGAAAUCGCCACCCAUGUGGCCGUCCGGAGUGGGCAGCAGACAGCCAUGUCCCAGGGAAUCCGCCCUGCGCAGGGCGGCCAUCAGCGGCAACAUCCUCGCGCUCCCACCGCUUCACGUCCCCACGGGCAGGAGCGUUCGAGUCUUCAUCUGUGCCAACCCCGACGACACAGAGGCAGAGAGAAACGCAUUGAAGGAACACGUCUAUCCCAAACUCCGAGACUUCUGCAGGGAGAACUAUGGGAUUGAGUUUCAGGUGGUGGAUCUGUACUGGGGGGUUGAUCCAGAGGAGUGGGACAGCCCAGAGCUCCAGAGGCUGAGGAUGAAGUUGUUGGAGGAGUGUCUGAAGACGUCGGCUGGGCCUUGCUUUGUUGGUCUGAUUGGGGAGAAGUAUGGUGGGAUCAGGGUGCCAGGCGAGGUGGAGUCAGCGGAGUUUGAGAUGAUCCUGGAUGCUGCUGUGGAGGCAGGUUUAGACACACAUAUCCUGGAGGAGUGGUAUUGUCGUGACGAGAAUGCUGUCCCACCUGCGUACUACCUCAAACCCAAAGCUGAGAUUCUCAAGAACUACCAGAACUCGAUGGAGUCGAGCAGCGUGGCCAAGUCCAAAAAUGAUAAAGCGUGGAGGGCCGUGUCAGAGGAGAUCAAGAAGAUCUUUCGCACAUCGGUGCUGCAGCUGCAGGAGAAAGGCACCAUGAAGAGUGCCCAGGCCAAGAAAUUCCUCUGUUCUGCCUUGGAGGACGAGCUGGACUUUGCCCUGGGCAAACAGACGCCAGCUUUCCUGAAGAAAUGCGUGUGCUAUAUCCGCAAGAUCUCCAACUUCGACCGUCACGCCAAGCUUCCUGAAAUGGCACGGUACAUGGACAUUGUCGUCAACGGCGACCGUGUCAUGCGGAACCAGGAGGCCUACGAACGUCUGCUGAAGGUACGCGACGAGUUCAUCCCCAUGAUCGUGGCCGCCUCCAAUCUCCGUGUCUACUCCUCCGUCACGCAUUGCGACAUGAAACUGGGCUACUCCCAGGAGGUGGAGAGUCACUACGUGGAGGGCCUGUGUAAGCAGUUCUAUGAGGACAUGGUGGAUAUCAUCCAAGCCACUGUGCAGCAGAACUUCGACACGGAGACCGACCCGCUCUAUGACGAGAUCCUCCAGCACCUGUCCCUGUGUAAAACCUACUCAUCUUUCUAUGAGUAUAAGAGCGAGGCUCUGGAUCUGGUGCAGGAGUACCUGUAUCCAUCCAAAGGGAGCAGGAUGACCCCGCUGGUGGUGUACGGAGGACCCUGCACUGGGAAAACGCUGCUACUAGCUGAGGUGGCCAAACAGGCCUACUCAUGGCUGCAGAAGGAAAUGGGACCAGAGACUGACCCAGUGGUCAUUAUACGUUUUAUCGGGUCCUCUGAAUUUUCCACCGAUCUUCGCACACUGCUGCAGAGCAUCUGUGAACAGAUCGCCAUCAACUACCGCUGCCUCAUCCACUUUCUGCCGCACAAGAUCCAGGAGAUGAGGGAACUGCUGGUGAACCUGCUGGGGGAGUCGUCUUUUCACCGGCCCCUCGUCAUCAUCUUGGACGCCCUGGAGCAGCUUUCAGAUGCUGACGAGGCGCGCAAGCUGUGGUGGCUGCCCGUCCACCUGCCACGCACCGUCCGCAUUGUGGUUUCCACCCUUCCCAACAAGCAUGGAAUUCUCCAGAAGCUGCGUUGUCUCAUACACGACGAGGGACGCUACGUGGAGCUGAUGCAGCGGGACCGCAAAGCCUGCAGUCAGACUCUCAAACAGCAGCUUCUGAGCGUCAAGCGGAAGGUUACAUCCGGCCAGCAGAUAUAUGUCAAUGAAGCCCUGGCCAAAUGCACAUUGCCUAUGUUUGUGAACCUGAUCUACCGUGAGGUGGUGCACUGGCGCUCGCACAAAGAUGUGGAUGACACGUCCCUGUGCUCCACUGUGCACGAGAGCAUCGAGCAGCUGUUCUUCUCAAUCGAGAACAAGCUGGGCUCACGGUUUGUGUUCCGUGCGCUUGGAUACAUCACCAUGGCAAGGGCAGGGCUGACGGAGCUGGAACUGGAGGACAUCCUGUCUCUGGACAAUAGUGUACUUGCAGACAUCAUGGUGAGUUCCAACCUCAAGAGUCCUCUGCGGAUCUCCUACGUCCUAAUUGCUCGUCUCAAAGAAGAGCUGGAGGGUUACCUGGUGGAGCGGCAGGUGCGGAACGUGACACUUAUGAUAUGGGCAAAUCGGCACCUUCAUCUCAUCGCACAGAAGCUGUACCUCAGCAACGAGGAGGACGUGCAUCAGAUGCACAGCCUUUUGGCUGAGUACUUCCUAGGAGCGUGGGCGGGUGGCAGGAAGAAGAUAUUCCACUGCGACAACAAUCAUUUUUCCUCUCUGAACAUCUCCCACCAUCGGAACCCUCACCAUCAGCAAAGCCUUCAUGGUCAUGACAAGGCUGCUGCUGACAAGCACUCUUAUGACCGGCAGACACCCGAACAGCCCUGGGUCUUCCAGUGCAACCUGCUGGAGCCAGACAUAUUUUUUGUCAACCACAGAAAGAUGACGGAGCUACUGUACCACCUGACGAGAAGUGGAAGAACGGAUGACUUGAUGUUUGGUGUGAUCAUGAACUUCAGCUGGCUCUACACAAUGAUAAAAAUCGGGCAGUUUGAAAAAGCUCUGUCAGACAUUGAUCUGGCUUACAGCUACACGCAGGAAAAAGAGCUCAAAUUCCUCGCCACCACACUGCGCAGCAUAAAGCUUAAAGUGACCAAGAAUCCCGCAUCACUGUCUGCUGAGCUUCAGCAAAGACUCCUGCCUGUGGUCACAUCCCUUCCCAAACUCAGACAUCUCUUACUGGAGUGCGACAAAGACGGCCCUAAAUAUUGCUCUAUUGUUCCACUUCACUCCUCUAUGGAUGUCACAUACAGCCCAGAAAGGCUGCCACUUUGCUCUAGUUACAUGCAGAUCGUGGAGAUCCUUCCAACUUUGGCCCCAAACAUUGUCAUUGUGGCUCUGGAGGAUGGCUCUGUUAGCACGUGGGACGUGGAGAGCAAGCAGCUGCUGAGACAAAUAGAUACUGCACGGGCAGUCGUGCUCGGCAUUAGGCUAACCACAGAUGAAAAGUACCUGGUGGUCGCCACCACUAAAAACACACUACUCAUAUAUGAUAACCAUAAGUCCUGUUUGUUAUCAGAGGUGGAGGUUAAAGGGUCCAAGCAUUGUGGAAUCACAGGGGGAGUGGCUUUUAUAAAUGGAUUCACAUUGUCCAGCCACCAUGCACUGGCCUGGCUCGAGGCCAGUAAGGAUGUUAAUGUAAUUGACUUGCUAUAUGGCUGGCCACUGUAUCAGUUCCACUGCUGGUAUGAGGUAACCUGUGUCCAAUGCUCCCCUGAUGGAAUGUAUGCUUUCUGUGGGCAGUACCUCAACACCACAUCCAUAUUCCAUCUUGGUAGUGGAGACAAGCUUGCUACGGUCACUUCUGAGUUUUCUGGAGGUUUCGUGAAGUCCAUUUUGGUGCUGGACACAAUUCAUCAGAUGGUUAUGAUCGACAAUGAGGGAAGUCUCUCCGUAUGGAACACCAAAGAGAUCACAAACCCCAGGCUGAUGGAGGAUUAUGAUUGUCGUGGGGACGAGAGUGAGGUGGUUGGGAUCGAGCUCUCUGAGGAUCAGAGGUCGAUCCUCAUUUGCAAAGCAAGGAGCAUUGAGGUUUUGGAUACCAAGCUUUGGAAGAUGGCGGAGAAGUUUAAGGCCAAGCGCAGUGAGCGAUUUGUGGCUGCUGUGCUCUCAAAAAAUGGCCAAAGCAUCGUAGCCUCCAUGGAAAACACCUCGUCCAUAUUUGUGUGGAGACGGGAUAGUGGACAGUGUAUGGCCAGUUUGAUUGAGAUAUCUGGAGCUAUUGUCAAGCUGAUAAAAUCAACUCACCACAACUUGCUAUUGUCUGUAGCGAGCAGUGGGGUUCUCUCAGUAUGGGACAUUGACAUCAUAACAGCCAUGUCAAAUAUAGACAAAACUGGGAAACGUAUCCAGAGCUUGCAGCUGGCAGGCAGAGAGGACUUUGUCUACACCAUGGAUGGAUCUGAGGCCAUUCAUAAGUGGAACUUCAGCACAGGUUUCAUUGAGAUGAUAUUCAAACAUGAAGGCAUUGUGGAGAACUGCGUCCUGACGACAUCUGGUGAUCUCAUGGUCACGUCAGACGACAAAUCCAGCCAGUACAUUUGGCACACAAAUACCGGUGAAAACAUCUUCCGCAUCAAUGGUCAGAGGAUAUCCCAGCUCCUCAUCACCCACAAUGACCAGUUUGUAGUUUCACUCUGUGAACAGAAUGCUUCCCGAGUCUGGAGGCUUGCCACCGGUCACAAAGUGUGCAACAUACUUGUGACCCUCCAGAACGCUCUGAUCACCACAGCAAACACAUUUCUUGUUGGCACUAGCAAGAACAAGCUGCUCGCUGUAAGUCUGUGGUCUGGAAGCGUGUCCAAAAAGUUCAUCUGUGAUGACGCAAUCACUAUUGUGAACUUUAAACUCAUCCCAGACAGCCCGGACUUUGUUGUUUUCAUCACGUCCACAGAGACGGUUUUCAUAUGGAGCGUUGCAGACGAGUCGGUCUGCCGGAGGGUCCAGUUGCCCAGCAACUUUUUGAGGAACCUGGAAGAUUUCCAGAUCUCACCCAAUGGGAAACUGGGCAUUGUCUCCAAGGGAGAUGAUAACAUCAAUGUUCUUGACCUUCACAGUGGCAAACUUCGUCUGGUCCAUGCUGCUGGCAUCAUAUGGCGGCAAAAAUUGUCAAGGGAUGGGCGCUACCUGGUGUAUGUCUGUUUUCGGAACUGUGACGAAGACGAUGAUGCGGGUGUUGUUUCAAAUCUCAUCGUCAUGCGAUUGGCUGAUGGGAAGAGCAUUGGAACCUGUUCUCUCUACAAAACGCCCACCUACCUCUGCCUGUCGCAACGAGCACUCAACAUCAUUGUGGGCUUUGAGGAUGGCAGCAUUGGCACAUACACGGUAGUGGACCGUGUAGAUGCAGCCCUCAAAAUCAAAAUCGCCACCUCCAACAGCCGCCAGAUCGUCAAUAACGCCUCACAGAAAGUGCGGCCCAAAUGUAGUACCCAUACCUUCAAAACCAUUGCUGACUGCGUGUGGAGGGAGUCAACGGAAGUGUUUUCCCGAGACAGCCCCAUAAACGUGUCUGACAGUGGAGAGCCAGAAACCACAACACCCACAAAAAAGAGCGAAGUGCUACCGUGA
Messenger RNA from Chanos chanos (milkfish), 5244 nucleotides. RefSeq names its product NACHT and WD repeat domain containing 2 (gene nwd2). Lineage: Eukaryota; Metazoa; Chordata; Actinopteri; Gonorynchiformes; Chanidae. The record is from RefSeq and is a predicted model, not a curated record. The transcript is spliced from 8 exons. Gene Ontology annotation, molecular function: protein binding. The coding region runs from base 1 to 5244 and encodes 1747 amino acids.